Molecule: messenger RNA, 582 nt
Organism: Nothoprocta perdicaria
Lineage: Eukaryota; Metazoa; Chordata; Aves; Tinamiformes; Tinamidae
Product: trefoil factor 1-like
Exons: 4
Coding region: 1-387 (128 amino acids)
Biological process (GO): maintenance of gastrointestinal epithelium
Source: RefSeq, a predicted model, not a curated record
AUGGAUCUGAAAGGGAUCUGCGUGCUCUCAGUCAUCCUGGUUGUAGCCCUCAGCACCUUGGCAGAGGCAAGAGCGCAAGCAGAAAAAUGCCAGUGUAAAGUGGCCCCCAGGGAGAGGUUAAACUGCGGACACCCAGGAAUCACAGCAGAGGAAUGCCGGAGGGCUGGAUGCUGUUUCAGCGCUUCAGUCCCUGGCGUUCCUUGGUGCUUCACUCCAAAACAAAAGAGGGUCAGGAAAGUAUGCCCUUCUGACGUUCGGGCCAGAGUGAACUGCGGUUUCCCCGGCAUCACAGCUAAAGAGUGUGAAAGGAAGGGCUGCUGCUUCGUGCCACAUCCCGCUGGUGUCCCCUGGUGCUUCUACCACCGCACAGUGACAGAGAGUUGUUAAACUAGAAAUUUCCAUCAAGAACUUCUCGAUCUGUGGACCUACUCAAAAAGGAAAUAUCAGCCAGACAUCCCAACUCAAACUUCAUACUCUGUAGUAGCUAUGAUUUCUAGGUCUUUUUUUCCCUCGGAUUGACUCCUUUCCAAUGAAAGUUAAUCACAGCUUUUACUCUUUCCGUAGUCUAGUACUGUGCUUUUU